AUGUCACACUCCCCGGGACCAUCUCAUUGUUCUAUGGUUCUUGCACCCAUCAAGCUCAAAGAUCUUUCACCAUGGGCAACCUUCAACAAAUUGUGGGCAGGGGUGAUGGGCUAUCCUGCGGAAGAAUUCAGAUUUGUGGCAGGAAAGACUCCGAUGUCGACGCUCAGCGAGACGACGGUUGUUAUAGCCAUCUACCUCAUCGUCGUGUUUGGGGGACGGGAGAUUAUGCGAAAUCGAGAACCUUACAAACUCAACACGCUCUUCAAAAUACACAAUUUCAUGCUGACAGCGGUCAGUGGGGCACUUCUCGUACUUUUCGCUGAGCAACUUCUCCCAACCCUAUGGCGCCACGGUCUGUACGACAACAUUUGCGGAGCAAGUGGUUGGACUCAGCCUCUCGUGGUUCUUUACUAUCUCAACUACCUGACGAAAUACAUUGAACUGAUUGAUACUGUGUUUUUAAUGGUUAAGAAGAAGCAGCUGAUUCAUGUUGUGAUGUAUUGGUAUUAUUUCCAGAGUGCUCGCGGUAUUCGCGUUUCUUGGAAGCAAUGGAUAACACGUCUUCAAAUUGCUCAAUUCGUCAUUGAUCUAGGUUUUGUUUAUUUCGCCUCUUGGGAUUAUUUCACGAGUACUUACGCACCGUUUCUUCCUCACGUCGGUACUUGUGCUGGCGAGCCUUGGGCUGCUAUAGCCGGAGACACAAUUUUAAGUUCUUAUCUUGUGUUAUUUAUCUCAUUCUACAUCGCCACAUAUAAGGAAUCUUCGAAACGCCGCUCGGCUGCAAGAAUCGCGAAAAAUGCUGAGAAGAGUUUGCAGGGAGCUGAAGUUCCCUCAGCGGAGAAGACAAUUAAUGUGGCCGCACAAGCGGUCAGUGCUGCAAAGACUGGAGCUCAGAACCUGGCUUCCGGUCAGCUUUUGCAAAAAGGUGUUUGA
Glarea lozoyensis ATCC 20868 is the source of this 933-nucleotide messenger RNA. RefSeq lists its product as uncharacterized. Gene Ontology annotation, molecular function: fatty acid elongase activity. The transcript has 4 exons. Bases 1 to 933 code for a protein of 310 amino acids. The record is from RefSeq and is a predicted model, not a curated record. Gene Ontology annotation, cellular component: endoplasmic reticulum membrane. Gene Ontology annotation, biological process: fatty acid elongation, polyunsaturated fatty acid; fatty acid elongation, saturated fatty acid; fatty acid elongation, monounsaturated fatty acid. Lineage: Eukaryota; Fungi; Ascomycota; Leotiomycetes; Helotiales; Helotiaceae.